AUGACGAAACAAAAAAAUAAGAUAGAGAAAGAAGAAGAUGUCAUAGAAGAAGAAGAAGAAAAUGAUGAUGAUGAUGAUGAUGAUGAUGAUGAUAAUGACAACGACAAAGAAGAAGAAGAAGAAGAAGAAGAAGAGGAGGAGGAGGAGGAUGACGAUGGCAACGAUGGCGAAGACAGAGAUAAUAUUGACAACGACAAAGAUGUCAACAAUGACGGUAAAAACAGUGAGGAAAAUGAUGACGACGAAGAAGACGAAAACAACAAGAACAAAAAUGACAACGACGAUAAAGAAGACAACGACAACGACGAUGAUGAAGAAGACAACAACAACAACAACAACAACAAUGACAAAGACGAUGAAAAAGAUGACGACAGUGACGACGAUGGAGAAGAUGACGACAGUGACAAUAAUGAAGAAGACGACGCCAGUGACGACGAUGAAGAAGACGACGCCAGUGACGAUGAAGAAGACGACAACAGUGACGACGAAGAAGACGACGACAGUGACGAUGAAGAAGACGACGACGACAGUAAUGAUGAAAAAGACGACGAUGACAAUGAUGAUGAUGACAACAACGACAUUGAAGACAAAGACGACGACAAUAACGGUGUUAAAAAUGACGACAUCGACGACGUUGAAGACAACGAUGAAGAAGAAGACGAUAUUGACGAAGAAGACAACAGCGACGAAGUUGAAGAAGACGAUAAUGCUGACGAUGACGAUGAUGAGGAAGAUGAUGACGAAGAAAAAGAAGAUGAAAAAAAUAUCGAUGAAGAAGAAAAAGACGACAACAAUGACAAUGACGAUAAUGACGAUGAUGAUAAUGAAGAAGGAGAAAUAUGUUGUGAAGGAGAAAUAUGUUGUGAAGUGGAAGAAUGUUGGGAAGAAGAAAUCUAUUGUGAAGAACAAAUAUGUUAUGAAGAAGAAGGAUGUUGGGAAGAACAAAUAUGUUACGAACAAGAAGAACCAUGUCCUAAUAUUUAUUAUUAUGGCUGAACCCAUUCCGUAGUCCUUCUACUAUUUCUUUUUAUUUCAUUUGGUUUUUGAUAAUUUUUUUUACAUUUGAAUGAUCUUUUAACUAUUUGUUUUGUACACUUAUGGCCCUUUUAGGCAUAAAACAUCAUCGUUUCAUGUAAUUCAAAUGAUGAUUUUUUUUAUAGUUUCAUCCGCAAAGGACCAUAAGUGUACAAACUAUAUAGUUAAGGGACUAAUUAAAUUUAAAAAGUUUGCAAAGGAUCAAGUUAAAUAAAAGCUAAUAGUGUAGGAAAUGGAUGAUGAGUUUAGCUUAUC
This is a messenger RNA of Mercurialis annua (annual mercury), 1290 nucleotides long. RefSeq lists its product as uncharacterized. Lineage: Eukaryota; Viridiplantae; Streptophyta; Magnoliopsida; Malpighiales; Euphorbiaceae. The transcript has a single exon. The record is from RefSeq and is a predicted model, not a curated record. Bases 1 to 996 code for a protein of 331 amino acids.